This is a messenger RNA of Anastrepha obliqua, 3696 nucleotides long. RefSeq names its product GATA zinc finger domain-containing protein 8 (gene Cipc). The transcript is spliced from 3 exons. The record is from RefSeq and is a predicted model, not a curated record. Lineage: Eukaryota; Metazoa; Arthropoda; Insecta; Diptera; Tephritidae. The coding region runs from base 867 to 1880 and encodes 337 amino acids.
UACAACACACUCGCGGUAGAUUAAUCGUACAUUUCACCUCGUAGUCUAAAGUCGAAUUUUGCUGUGCGAAACCGUUGAUGCCAAUUCGACUACGAACUCGUAGUCGCGCGACCAUAAACAAACGGCCAAGCUAGAAGCAGAGUGUAAACGGAGGCACGCGCGUGCGACUAAACACUAAAUAUAAUACAUACAUACAAAUAAAUAAAUAAAUAUUUUGGUCACGUACAUAUUUUAUUUGAGAGUAUUUUGACAGGGCUUGUUUUUGCCAUAGAUAAAAAUUUAUAAAUAAAUGAUAAAAAAGUGUUAAAAAAUGUUCAUACAUACAUACGUUUUUACAUACUUAUACAUAUAUUAUAAUAAAUUGUGAAUUCUUGUGCGAGCGACACAAUUUUCUUAACGGCCUGAGAAAAUUUCUGCGCCUUUGCAAUUUAAUGCAAAAGUACCAUCGUCAAAGUAGCAAAAGAAAGCAAGUUUUUUUGGAAAAGCAAAAGAAGCGGAAGUUUUGCGAAAAGUCAAAAAGUAAAGGCAAAGUGGAUGUGUAAUUACGUGUGAAAAAUUACAAGAAACAAAAAUAAAAAAACGACGAGUUCACUAAUAAAUUUGUUAGCGUAACUGUGAGACGGAAACACAUUCCAGAAGCAACAAAAUAAAAAUAGAAAAAAAAAAAAACAAUAGCAACAGCAAGCAAAAAUCCACAAGCAAAAAACACAUUAAAAAAUACAAAUUCUGAACGAAGACCGCUGCAUGCAAUAUAUUUUCAAUUUGUGCUGCUCACCGUAACCACAAGCAAGAAGAAGCAAGAAGAGUAAGCAACAAAAAUAAAAUCAACAUUUAAAUCAACCCACUAAGAUUACGUAUUAGCUACCAUGGCGCCCACAAUCUGUUCGGAAAAGAAACCACGUCAAAUACGCACCAAUCUCAAGGAAAUACGCCGUCAGCCAAAUACAGCAUCCGCGUUAAUGGCAUCAGCGACGUUGGUGACGGCGGCAGCGGGCAGUAGUGGCGGUAGCACCUCGGCAGUGAUAAAUGGCAAUGGCAACGCGCCCGUUGCAUCGAGUAUUAUUAACUAUGUGGCCUCCGGUCGCAACUCAUCAACAUUGCGCGUACGCGGUAAACUCGAUACUGCUGCUGUUGAAAAAGCUUUCCUAGAGCCAAUACGCAUGGAUCGAUUGCGUUUGGAACAUAAUCAACAAAUAUCCGACAAUGUUGUCUCCUCAUCCACCACAGGGCCAGAAUCGAUGCGCGCCAUCACAGCCGAUGAAAUGGAUCUCGACAACGGCAUCACCGAUGAAGAAGACUGCGAAGUACAUUCCAUAACAAGUGGUGCGAUUUGUCACAACACUAACAACAAGGACACUAACAAUAGCAAUAGCAGUGAUAGCGGUAUUGCCUACAGCAACAAUUCUCACACACGACAACUGCUUCAAUGCGCCGUUAAAACAGUAUUCCCAGCGCCCACGUUGCACGACAAACAUUUACUACCAAUCACAAGCACUGCGAACAAACAUAGCAUAAACAGCACCAACAACAACAUUGGCAACAGUCAUAAUCAUCAAAAGCGACAUUAUGCCAGUGAUGAUGAUGAUGAGCACGAUUCCGAUACAUAUUCAAGUAUGUGUGAGAUUAAGAAUACGGAAGGACUGUUGGCGAUUGCGCUAAAGACUAUCAAGCUGGUGAAACGCAACCAAAUGUUGCAACGACGGCUAGCGCAGCUCCAACUCGAGACAUCAGAGUUUAUACAAUCGGUGUUGGCGAAUCCAGAGAACCGGCAUUUUCGUGACAAGAUGCAAUCGCCUGCAACAUCGCCAACUCCAACUACGCUGCACUCGCCAACUACGACAACAAUGCGGCAGCAGAGCCAAAAUGCCACGGAAGCAUAAAUAGCAGCGGAAUUUGCGGUUCUACAUUUUGCAUACACACAUACGCCCUAUAAAUGUGCAUGUAGUUGUAUUCUGGCGUCGACAUGUUGCUGGUGAUGGAGCGCACAGCAACAUGUUGCUUACUUUCUUUGUUGCGAAGCACAAAUCAACUAUCGUUUACAUACACCCACACACACACACACAUACACGGAAACACGCGCGCGCAUUGUUAAUGCGCUUUGCUGUGGAGCGCAGCUUUCGUAUAUACAAAACAAAAUCUGAAGAGCUUGUGUUGCAUACUUGCAGGCGCACCUCAAUUUCUCCUCAAAAUGUGAUAAACAGCAAAAUCAAAGUUCACCACGUGUUGCCGCUCUACUAAAUAUCUAACUAGUAAAUCAACUCAACUCAUAUACAUACAAGUAUAAUAAUAGAUACAAACAUAUAUUCACUACAAUUAAAAAUUAACUACGCUAUAUAGAUAUUUAUUCAACUAGUAGGAAUUUAUUGCUAGAAAAAAAUAAAAAAUACAGCAAAUAUUUAAAUAAAACUAUUUUAACUUUAAAAUAUGUCUAGUCACAACUGGUAUUCUCUCGUAAUGUGCCGAAGGUACAGUUAGUCUAGACUUUAUUUAGGUAACCUAACUUAUUCUUUUUUUAAUUUACCCUGUAUGGAAAGGGGUGUAAGUGAUUAGUCGAAUUUGAAAUUACGUAAAACGUUAAAUAUCUGCAAUUUUUAGAUUCCUAACUGCCAAACCCUUGUCUAAAAAAUUCUUCUGAUCCUGUUAUUUGUAUGAGGAAGAACGAAAUCAUGCUACAGCAACGUUAAGGGGGGAGCCUGGUUUAUGAGGUCUAAAAAUUGCAUCUCUUUGCGAUUUUUUUUUUUAAGGAAAAAAUUAAUUUAGCACUGCAAAGUUUUUUUCUAUCUUUUAAUGAACAUUUAAAAAGUAUAAAAAAUUUUUGUACUGGUUAAAAUAAGUUGAAAAAAAGGUUUAACAUAGAAAUGAGUAGAGCGCUGCAACGCUGGAGUUUCCAACUGGCGUACAAGAUACAGUUCGCAAUUAUUAUCUAAAACAAAAAAUUCACAUGGAUUUCUAAUUAUCACGAUUUUAUAUUCUAGAUGAACUAAGAAAACUGAGAGAAAUUCCAAAAUUUCAACAUUUCUGGAGGUUUCAAAGAAAAAAAUGUCUUUCUAAAAAAAAAAAAUUCACUUCAACUUGGUAUAAAAAUCUUGAAAAUUUUUUUAAUCUAUUUUGUUAGUUCAAAUAGAAGAGAAUUUAAUACUGAAGGGAAUAAAACUGAAGGCCCAUCGAUUUGUGGAACAAUAUUAAGAUGUAAGCCACAAUUAGAAGGAGGAUUUCGUCCAAAUACCCAGCAGAAGUGUAAGCGCCAAUUAUUUAUUUAUUUUUUUUUAAACUACUUGCUUACUGAAGAAAGUAUCCAGUCUUUACGUGCAAGCACAGAUAACGCGGAAUCACCACGUACAACUCAGUUGUCCGGAAUUUUCAGCUUUUAAUCAGCGAAGUCCUCCAGUACUCGAUUUUAAGCCGAAAGUACUCGAACAGAUGUAGGUAUUGCCAUACUUUUGCCAUACUUGAAGAACCGUUAUUUGUUUUUCAUCACCUGACGUAGCGUUGCCGCUCAUGAUUAAGUGUGCCACUUCAGUGUUACAGCUAGGAACGUGAACGUCAACGCAACACUCAACGCUCUUGUUUUGUUUUUUUAGAGCUUUAAGAAUUAAAAAAAAGGGAAACGGGCUUAUCAGAUGUGCGUCUUGAAAACCUUCAAAAACAAAACAAAAAAAAAAAAAAACGUAAGCAGAAGUAAAUUUUAAACGAAUU